AUGAUAGGCGAUAAUUAUAUUAAAUAUUUCAUAUUAUUUUGUAUGACGGUAGACUCGAGUCCGACUACAGGUGCACAACUGCUCGCUGCUCGUUUGCGUAAUUUUUCAAGUGUUAAAGUGUUUCUCAAAGCUUGUAUUAAUAUGAGGUGUGAAAUUGAAGCUAGGGACGGCGCCACAUGCUCUGUCUGUGUGGGUCAGUUUGACUUCCCUUGCGCUGGAAUAACUGAGGGUGGAUGGCGGAAACUAGGAGAGCGGAAAUCCACCUGGAAAUGCUCUAGUUGCAAGUCCCAAGGAAUAGCCAGUCCUAAACCAACAACGUCGUCGGAUCCAGAUUCCAUCGUUGUCGAGCUGAAGCGUUUGUCGUCGCAAAUGGAGGCUACACUAGCAUUAGUGGAUAGCGUGAGGGCGAUACAGGCUGAACUGGUGGAAUUUAGGACUAUUAGAGAGGAGUUCUCGGACAUGAAGGCGUCUAUCGAGUUUGUUCAUGAUACUGUUGAGGCUCUAACCUUGAAGGAGCGUGUAAACAACUUGGAGGAACUGCAGAACCAUAACGAACAACGUCUACGUAUGAAUAAUAUUGAAAUUAAGAGUGUACCCGAGUCUAGUGCCGAGAACUUAUUUAACAUCUUAGAUAAGUUGGGGACUGCAAUGAACUGUAAAAUCCAAAAGGAGCAGGUCAACUACAUCGCCAGAGUGCCUACGCGUAAUAAUAAGAAUAACAAAAACAUUAUAUGCUCUGUCCAGAACAGUUACUUGAAGAAUGAAUUUGUAGCUGCUGCAAAGAAUCAUAAGGCCCUUAAAGCGGUGGAUUUAGGACUACGUGGCGAUAGCAGGAUUUACGUCAACGAUCACCUAACUCUGGAGAACAAAGCCCUAUUAAAUAAAACCAAGGCUCGCGCAAAAGAACGGGGAUAUGACUAUGUUUGGGUGAAAGGGUGCAAAAUUUUCAUACGAAAAAACACAUCGUCUCCAAAACAUCAUAUCAAUACGGAACGCGACUUCAAAAAGUUUUUUACAUAA
This is a messenger RNA of Pieris macdunnoughi, 1020 nucleotides long. The record is from the annotation of a GenBank genome assembly. NCBI's taxonomy places the organism in Eukaryota, Metazoa, Arthropoda, Insecta, Lepidoptera, Pieridae.